GACUCAUCUUCUUCUUCUGCUUCUUCUUCUUCACCAGAAGAGAAUCUAGGGUUCCAGAUUUACUCUUCCAUCUCUGUUACAUUUGAAGAUAAAUAAAUAAAAAAAACCCAACCUUUAUUCCGACUUAGCGCUUCCAUGGCGAAAACUCGACCAGGAGUCCCGUCGAAAAUCAAACCUGGGAGGAAGGAGCUUGACUCUUACACCAUCAAAGGCACCAACAAAGUCGUCAGAGCUGGAGAUUGUGUGUUGAUGCGUCCCUCAGAUGCUGGUAAGCCACCGUACGUGGCCCGUGUUGAGAAGAUCGAAGCGGACGCUAGGAACAACGUGAAGGUGCACUGUCGGUGGUAUUACCGCCCUGAGGAGUCCCUUGGCGGCAGGAGACAGUUCCAUGGAGCCAAAGAGCUUUUCUUGUCUGACCAUUUUGAUGUUCAGAGCGCGCACACCAUUGAAGGAAAAUGCAUUGUUCACACCUUCAAGAACUAUACGAGGCUCGAAAACGUUGGUGCUGAGGAUUAUUAUUGUAGGUUCGAGUACAAGGCUGCUACUGGUGCAUUCACCCCUGACCGAGUUGCUGUGUAUUGCAAAUGUGAAAUGCCUUAUAAUCCAGACGAUCUCAUGGUGCAAUGUGAAGGUUGCAAAGACUGGUAUCAUCCUGCGUGUGUGGGAAUGACGAUUGAAGAAGCAAAGAAGCUUGAUCACUUUGUGUGUGCUGAAUGCAGUUCUGAUGAUGAUGUCAAGAAAUCGCUGAACGGGUUUGCUGCAUCUCCAGCUGAUGAUGUCAAGGUGGAAACAAAGCGCAGAAAAAGAUAAUCUCGAGGGGGUUCUCAUGGGUACAAGCCACAGGGGGGCUGGGAAGUUAGUCAUAACUUGGAAGCACUUUGGUGGGGAUUUUAGUAAGUUAGGUUUUUUCUUGUCUAUGUCGUCAUGGUUGUGAUUAUGUAUUUAUGGUGCUGUUCCAAAACUAAGAGAAAAAGAGAGAUCGGAGAGAUGUUGAAGACAAGUUAUGGUGGCAGAGUCUGUUGUAUAGACUUUUCUGUGGGGGUCUAAGUUAACUUUAGGUCUGUGUUCAUUGUGGCUAUGUUGUUUUGUUGUGUCUGAUGAGAACAUGAAGAGCGCUUAUGAUUUUGGGUUGUUCCAACAAAAACUAACGUCAUAUUUAUCUUCAA
This is a messenger RNA of Brassica oleracea var. oleracea, 1166 nucleotides long. Its product is annotated as protein polybromo-1-like. The transcript has 5 exons. Gene Ontology annotation, molecular function: chromatin binding. Lineage: Eukaryota; Viridiplantae; Streptophyta; Magnoliopsida; Brassicales; Brassicaceae. The coding region runs from base 136 to 810 and encodes 224 amino acids. The record is from RefSeq and is a predicted model, not a curated record.